Molecule: messenger RNA, 2144 nt
Organism: Arachis duranensis
Lineage: Eukaryota; Viridiplantae; Streptophyta; Magnoliopsida; Fabales; Fabaceae
Product: probable mediator of RNA polymerase II transcription subunit 26b
Exons: 10
Coding region: 391-1776 (461 amino acids)
Cellular component (GO): nucleus
Source: RefSeq, a predicted model, not a curated record
CAGAAGAUGAAAAGAGCGCACAAACACUCUCUCUCUCUUCUGUUUCUGAGCCAUUCUUGUGUUUGAUCAAGUCAAAGCAAACCAUCUUUUCUUCUUCUUCUUCUUCUUCUUUUUUUUAACUAUUCAUUGUUGCACAAGAACAUUGUCUGAACCAAGGAGACUCCUACACAAUAGGAUUCAAGAAUCAAGAAUCAAAGAACAGCAACAACAAGAACAGCUUCUUGUGGUUUCUGGGAAGCAUUGGAAAGAACUGUAUAUUAUUGUUGGCAUUGGUGCUACCUACCUACCCCAUUGAGAAAAAAUCAAAUUUUGAUCGGUGGGUGAUUCCAAUUUUUAGCUGUUACAAUUACUGGGAUCUGGAUUGAAGUCCUUUAGAGGGUUUGAUUGAGAAUGAGUAUCAUGAAGUCAUUGGAUCACUGGAGGAGUUACUUCAGGUCUUGUUCAUCUUCAUCUGACAUAUUUGAAAUAAUUGACCAUGCGAUCAUGGUGGCGGCUUCUGAUUGCCCCAAGGAGUUCAGGCUGAGAAGGGACCAUAUUGCUGAGAUGCUCUUCUCUUGCAAGCAAACAAGGUGUGUGGGUUGUGACAGGGUUGAGCUCUGUGUCCCUGUUGAUGGUGCUGAUGGUGGUGGAGCUCGUGGUGGUGGUGAUGAUGAUGAUGGUGCCUACAAGAGCAGUGGUUUUCAUCACAAUCGGGAUGGUGUUGUUGAGUUUGAAGCUGGGGCAAGCAAGGAGAGCAAGGUCAAUAGCUCAAGGGGUGAUAUUGAUGAUCAUGGUGACAUGGAUGUGAAUAGGGUCCUUAGCAAUUAUAGCUUUGGUGAAGCUGAGGCAUUGACUGAUGAAAUGGAAGAACAGUCUCAGUUUGUUGCUGAGGUCUUGAGGAUCAGAGACAUUCUCCAUAACCGUCAAGAAGAGUCAGAUGCAGUAUUGUUUGAAUCACUGAGGAGGCUGCAACUGAUGGAACUCACUGUUGAUUGUCUCAAGGCAACUGAGAUUGGAAAGGCUGUUAAUCCUCUUAGAAAGCAUGCUUCAAAGGAUAUCCGUCAACUCGCACGAAAGCUUAUUGAUGAUUGGAAAGAAAUGGUAGAUGAGUGGGUCAAGGCCACAGCUAUUACAGGAUCAGAAGGCACUCCAGAUUCUGUAAAUCCAUCAGUUGUUGAUGAAGAGGAAGGACUUCCAUCACCUCCUUUGGACGAAGGCGCUUUCUUGGUAGCUUCAACCGGUUCAAUUGAACUCUCUCAGUUCUUUGAUGGCAUGGAUGAUAUCGGAAGAUGUUUUUCAGAUCCUCGACAAAGUGGGCAAGUCAAGAACCGAGAAAAUGGCAGAAAGCCAUCAAUGGACAUCCAACAUAUGGAAAAAAGGAAACCACAGGCUUCAAAUGACACUGCCAAGGAUAGUAAGAGCCAGCUGGUUAAGAGAAAUGAGGCCACAGUGAAGCCAAGUAGACCGGUAGCCGCUGAUUCCGGUCCUGGCAGACCACCAAAGUCAAGCAUGCAGCGAAAAAGCAAUGUCGAGCCUAGAACAGAGAAUGGUACAGUCACAAGGAAGCCUCCGGUUGACCAGCAAGAUAAAUCGAAUUGCUCGGACGAUGUGGAUGCGAAGCUAGAAGCCACUAAGAGGAAACUUCAGGUUCGAUAUCAAGAAGCUGAAAAAGCUAAGAGGCAACGAACUAUACAAGUAAUGGAAUUGAAUGAUCUCCCAAAGCAAGGAGCCAGCCAGCGAAAUCCUCAGUUCAAAGCCGGAAACCUUAACCGGCACUGGGCCAACGGUCGAAGGUAGAGGGUAGUUCAUAUUCUUGGAGGAACAACAUUGGUCAUUGUCACUCACUCUUUCAGUGUAGAGAAUAACAAAUCCAAUUCACCAUUCUUUCUUGUCAGAGGGGAAGUAAACUCUCAAGACUGUUUAUUUUCCUCAACUUUGCGUCAUAUCUGAGUAAAUAGGAAUUUUUGCGGAGUCUAUGAUUUGGAUUUGGAAGAGGGAAUUAUAACGUUUGUUUAUAAGAAAAAUUAUCUAUUGUUUUCACCAUUUUCUUUAGUUUAUUACAUUAGAGUUAGACUAAGGUGUCAUAUAACAUAGUACAUAGACUAUUAUGUUUAGAACUUUGAACAAUUUCAAUUUGCAAUAACAUUCAAUAGAAUUACUUUUCA